CUAUAUGUUUUAUUGCAGAAUAUUGUCAUACUACGCUUAGGGCCAUCUUUCUUUUGCUUCCGUCUGCUGUUCAGAGUGUCUUGUGGAUUAUUAUUAGUGGAAAGUUGCAAGUAGCACACCAGACGGCCUUUCCCUGCAAGUGUACAGGAGGGGACCGUCAAAAUGAUUCUGGCAAAACUCGGCACUUUUGUGCCCCUUAAUGGGCAACAGCAAGUAAGGGGAAUGGCAACCCUAAAAGCUAUAUCAAUUCGUUUGAAGUCUGUAAAGAAUAUUCAGAAGAUUACCCAAUCCAUGAAGAUGGUGUCUGCAGCUAAGUACACCAGGGCAGAAAGAGACUUACGGCAGACGAGACCUUACGGUGAAGGUGCAAAAGUCUUCUAUGAGAAGGCUGAAGUUGCACCUAUAGGUGAUGUCCCCCAGAAAUUGAUUGUUGCCAUUACCUCAGAUAGGGGUCUCUGUGGGGCAGUCCAUACUCAGGUGUCCCGUACUAUUAGACAGGAAUUGGCAGAAGAUCCUGACAACAUUAAGAUUGUCUGUGUUGGAGACAAGUCUCGUGCCAUUUUACAACGUUUAUAUGCCAAGAAUAUUAUUUUUGUUGCCAAUGAGGUUGGUCGCAAGCCUCCAACUUUUCUUGAUGCAGCCAAACUUGCAAAUACUAUUUUGACCAGUGGAUAUGACUUCAGCUCUGGAAAAAUUGUCUACAACAAAUUCAAAUCUGUGGUGUCAUAUUCCACUGCUGAUCUACCACUUUUCAGCUUGAAGGCUGUUGAAGCUGCUCCUAAGUUGAAUGUUUAUGACUCACUGGAUUCAGAAGUUCUUCAGAGCUACAUGGAAUUUUCUCUGGCAUCACUUCUGUUCUAUGCAUUCAAGGAAGGUGCUUGCAGUGAACAGUCAUCUCGCAUGACAGCCAUGGAUAAUGCAAGCAAGAAUGCUGCUGAGAUGAUUGAUAAACUUACACUAACCUUCAAUCGCACUCGACAAGCUGUAAUCACCCGUGAGUUGAUUGAAAUCAUCUCAGGUGCUGCAGCUUUGGAAUAAGAUUCAUCUACUGUGUAAUUAGUUUUCACACUGGACUGAGGCAGUAGACAUUAGCUUAUGGCUGGUCAACAGCACUGGUCAGUAUAGUUCCCAUGUAAUUAAUUUGUUUCUGAACUUGAACUGCUGUAAUGAAGAUUACUUUUGGAGUCACUGGUUAUCAAGUUAUUCCUAUGCCAUGUAAAAUUCUGCAAAUAAUUUUGAGACAGUAUUUCCAUAUAUCAUGAUUGUAUCAUAUUCUUUAUUUGAUGAGGCAAAUCUAUUUUCUGUAUUUUUCAGUUCCUUGUGUAUCUAAAAUGGAUACAUUCAUGUAGCCCCAUACAACAUCAUAUAUUGUCCAGUGUAUCCAUUUUAGUCACACAGUUAUUGAUGUAUAUGAGGAAGUCAAUUUUCAGCCUUAAUUUUUUAUUUGUGAUUUGUAUUCUAUAAUGUGUAAUCUUAUACAAUAAUAAAUCAAAUAUUUGUAAUUCAGGUUAUCAUACUGUCCUAUAUGGAUUCUUCAGCUGUUAUCUGCUCAGAAAGAAUAAAUCUUUCAAAAAACUUUU
This is a messenger RNA of Zootermopsis nevadensis, 1580 nucleotides long. It is a transcript of the gene ATPsyngamma, whose product is annotated as ATP synthase, gamma subunit. Lineage: Eukaryota; Metazoa; Arthropoda; Insecta; Blattodea; Termopsidae. Gene Ontology annotation, biological process: proton motive force-driven ATP synthesis. Gene Ontology annotation, molecular function: proton-transporting ATP synthase activity, rotational mechanism. The record is from RefSeq and is a predicted model, not a curated record.